Serendipita indica DSM 11827 is the source of this 2451-nucleotide messenger RNA. Lineage: Eukaryota; Fungi; Basidiomycota; Agaricomycetes; Sebacinales; Serendipitaceae. The record is from the annotation of a GenBank genome assembly.
AUGCGUCUCAAUCCACAUAUUCACGAUGCAAGUCCUAUAUUGGAUGACGACGUGCACUCAUCCUUUACAGCCUGGUUCAUUUGGGCUCCACUCGUCUCUGCUUCUGCUCUCUUUCUAGCAGCAACAACCUCGGCAGAUUACAAGGCAGUUCGACGUCAUUUCACAGACUCAACGGGCGAAAGCAAGAAGACUUCAAAGAAGGAGCACUCCACAGAAGAUGAAUGGACCAAACCGUUGACCUCUCUCUUUGGUCUAGACGCACCCGAGGAGCCAAAACAUGAAGAACAAACUGGCCUCGGUUGGCGUGGCCUCCAAUUUGUCCGCGACUCGCUUAGCCUCGACGCAAUCCCCUCGAUAACCGCAUCCUGGAUAUGGCCAGAAUCAAUCGUAAACCUCCAAUCUCGCAUUCAAGCCCUCCUCGUCGCAAUCGGGAGAGGUCCCGGCUCGCUCUAUGCUGAAAUCGUGGAAGAAUCCAAGAAUGCACCAGAGAUGAACUGGGACGCACGCGUUCGGCUCGGAGAAGAUUUGUGCGUUGCUGAAAAGGCAUACCUCCGCGAACGCAAGCGACGGAUGAAGACGUCUUUUGCCAACUUUCUUGGCGUGGAUGAAAAGGAAAUUCAUCCAGAGGAUAUCCCCAUCGUAGCUAUUGCGGCGUCAGGAGGAGGAUAUCGGGCUAUGACCAACACUGCUGGCUCGCUUGUUGGAGCAAAGGAGAUGGGUCUCUUGGAUUGUAUAACCUAUAUGGCCGGCAUAUCCGGGAGCUGUUGGGCGCUCGGCGUGCUCUAUUCUGGAAUUCCUGCUGUCAAAGGAUCGGUACCGGACCCGCGUAGGGCCGCAGAACAUAUCAAGGAUAGGGUAUCCAAAACCUUUUUCGACACUGUCACCUUGGAUCUCCUCACUACGCCUCCAACAAACAAGUAUCUACUAUCUGGGCUACUCCUGAAAGUAACAGCUCCACUAGGAUCGGUAUCUUUAACAGACAUCUAUGGAACACUUAUCUCUUCUCGACUCUUCGUCCCAUCGGACCUAGACGCCUUGGAUCCAGACAAUCUCUCCCUGCACAAAUUCCGGCGCUUCGUGGAUAGUGGAGCGAUGCCACUUCCAAUCUUUACCGCUAUCCAACACGAAAUCCCGCCUGAUACCCAAAAGUCUUUGACAGAAGUAGAAGAACAACGAGAUUAUCUAGUCGAUUCGACUCGAUAUAACAUGCUCAAACAAGAAGAACAAGACCUACAGAGCAAGACGCGUUGGCUCUGGUACGAGUUUACGCCGUACGAAGUAGGAUGCGACGAACUCGGUGCAUGGGUUCCGAGCUGGAGCUUUGGCCGUCAAUUUGAGAAUGGGCAAAACGUGGAAAGAAGACCCGAACUGAGCUUUACAAUUCUAUCCGGCAUAUACGCAUCGGCGUUUUGCGCCACUCUCAAGGCACGUACUCAACCAGCUAACGACUACUUUCAAGAAGCCCAACCCUUGCUGCGACAGCUUCCAUGGUCUCUGUACUCGUGGAUCGCCGAAGUGAUCGAUGAGAACAAAGAAGACUUUGGUGCCAUUCACCCCGUCGUUCCGAAUCAGCUACCCAAUUUUGUCAAAGGACUGGAUGGCCAACUUCGUGAAGGUAGUCCUGCUGAUAUAACAACACGAGAUACUUUGGGUUUCAUGGACGCAGGAGCCGAGCUCAAUAUUCCAUACUAUCCCCUUUUGCGACGGGAUGUCGACUGUAUCAUUGCCCUCGAUGCGAGCGCCGACUCGCAAGAUCUCUGGUUUACACGAGCAGAAGAAUACGCAAAUCGCAGAGGACUUUCCACAUGGCCCAAAGGCGCUCAUUGGCCCAUCGAGCUCAACUCGCCUGAAUCACCCAAGGAUGGAAAUGGCAAAUCAAAUGGUUCAAGAGGCAGAGACGAAGAGUCGACCAAUGCGAACCGACGCCUCGCCGAGUCUCAGGAGAGUCAGGUCAGAGAACAGACGGAGCGUCAGAAGCAGCAGGACCAGAGGGAGAUUCCGGAGCGCAGCGAUGGAAGUCAGGUGGAGAUGGAACCCAAACCUGCCCCAGCAGAGAGUUCAUCAACUAUCCCUGAAGGAACGGACACCCCCAACAACCUAGAACAACAGCCACUGCAAGCCGUCUCAAUUUGGAUCGGAUCAUCCAAAGACGCAGACGCGGAACAGUCACGGUUCGAGGAUCUCACAGAAGAGCAGCUGGCUCAACGUGAUGGGAUCGGAAUCGUAUACAUGCCGCUUAUCCCCAAUGCAAAUGUAGCUCCUGGAUGGGACCCAUCCACAAUCUCGACGUGGAGGCGUGAAAUGGAUCCGCGCGAGACGGAGAAUCUGCUUAGCGUGGCCAAGGCAAACUUUAUGGAGGGCGACGAAAAGAUUCGGAGACUGCUUAGAGCCAUGUGGCUUCGUAAACGACGUGAGCGAGAGUGGAGCAUCAUCGUCGAUUACGACAGCUAG